Molecule: messenger RNA, 1424 nt
Organism: Nerophis ophidion (straightnose pipefish)
Lineage: Eukaryota; Metazoa; Chordata; Actinopteri; Syngnathiformes; Syngnathidae
Gene: eme2
Product: crossover junction endonuclease EME1
Exons: 8
Coding region: 106-1299 (397 amino acids)
Biological process (GO): mitotic intra-S DNA damage checkpoint signaling; double-strand break repair; replication fork processing
Cellular component (GO): Holliday junction resolvase complex; nucleus
Molecular function (GO): nuclease activity; DNA binding
Source: RefSeq, a predicted model, not a curated record
CGCACACCGUCACCGGAUAAUGCUGCGUUCAGGGACAAGUGGUUGCACACUGAUGUUGCACACACGUUACUGGGAAGUGUUUGGACGAUGUGAAACGGGUAAAAAAUGACCACUUUGCCAAAUCCUAAAAUAUGGGAAAUAUCAGAUUCUGAUAACGAAGGCGACGAAGGGGCUCGAGGCGAUUUAAAAGUUAGCAGUUGUGUAAAGUUCGCUUUAGCUCCGCCGCGAUCUGACGGCUGUGAGCGGCCGAGUCCGUCCAAAAAACGGCGCUCCCGGGAGGAGCUGGAGGCGGACAAGGAGAAAGCAAGGGAAAGGAAGGAGGCUAGAGAGAAGAAGCGAGCUGCUAAAGUGCUAGAAAGGGAGGAGAAGAGGAAGGAACUGCAGAAGAGGAAAGAAGCUGCAGAAUAUGUCAACAGUUUGAAGCCAGAAAAUUUCCUUAAGCGUUUGACCAUCUGCAUAGAUCCAGUUGUUCUGCAGCAAGAAGGCUCUGACAUUCUGCUAGCCACCUUGUCGUCAAAUGAGUGGAAAUACAGAAUUGAACAACAGCAACUUCCUAACAGCAUCACCUGGACCAGGGAUUUACAUCAGGGUGAGGAUGGCGGUGGAACGGUGGAGGAGGACCAGGUGGUGCAGGUGUUUGGUGCAACAGAGUUCUUGGACAUGCUUGUCUCUGUGAAAAGAAUGAUUGACAGUAAAGGGGAGAAUUCCACUCCAUGUCAGGAUGCUGCCAAGGUGGUUUCUCUCUUAGUAACAGACGCUCGGUCCAGUUCCAACAGGAGGCGUGGUUAUGAAACAGUACAGUCCAAAUAUGGCGGGGAGAAUGUGGAUGUCGAAGAGGUUCUGGUGUACCUGCAGUUGUACAAGAACGUGUCCGUGGUCUUCCUGGACGGCUGGCAGGAGGUCACCGAUCACAUCUGUGCCGUCACCAAGUCCUUGUCCAAGCGGCCGUCAAAGUUGCUCUCGGAGAAAGUGGAGCUGCCGUUCUGUGUGGACGGCUCCUGGGCCAGCGGGGCCCGCGUAGAGAAGGACGGCUCCGGGUUGAAACACGUGUGGCGCAAACAGAUCCAACAGCUGAACAGAGUGAGUCCGGCUGUGGCGUCUUGUGUGAGCGCCGCCUACCCGUCGCCUCAACUGCUUCUGCAGGCGUACAAAGCCUCCAGCUCGGAGGAGGACAAAAAGAAGCUGCUGGCCGAUCUGGUAAUAAAGGGCGAGGGAAAAGACCGGCGGAUCGGACCGGAGAUAUCUGCCAGACUUUAUCGCUGCUUCACUACUCAGAACCCUGAGCUGGUCCUGGACUAAUUGGAAACUCUGCUCUCUUACGGCUGCUGAACGUCAAAGUGGAUUAUUUGGCGCUAAUCUAAAUGUACACCCAGAUCAUGUGACCAGGAAGUCUAACAAUCAUGAAUGAAUACAUGUGUAGCAGA